Molecule: messenger RNA, 627 nt
Organism: Geosmithia morbida
Lineage: Eukaryota; Fungi; Ascomycota; Sordariomycetes; Hypocreales; Bionectriaceae
Product: Ras-related protein Rab-6A
Exons: 6
Coding region: 1-627 (208 amino acids)
Molecular function (GO): GTPase activity; GTP binding
Source: RefSeq, a predicted model, not a curated record
AUGGCGCAGGCAGGAGGGUCAUACAACAACCCCUUGAAGAAAUUCAAGCUGGUGUUUUUGGGCGAGCAAAGUGUUGGAAAGACUUCCCUGAUUACGCGGUUCAUGUACGACUCGUUCGAUAAUAUGUACCAAGCCACUAUUGGUAUCGACUUUCUAUCCAAGACCAUGUACCUCGAGGACAGGACGGUACGACUUCAGCUAUGGGACACGGCGGGACAGGAGCGAUUCCGCAGCUUGAUCCCAUCGUACAUUCGCGAUUCAAGUGUUGCCGUUGUCGUCUAUGACAUUUCGAACGCCAAGUCAUUCCAAAACACCAAGAAGUGGAUUGACGACGUGCGAGCCGAGCGUGGCAACGACGUCAUCAUCGUCCUAGUGGGCAACAAGACUGAUCUCAACGACAAGCGAGAGGUGACGACGCAGCAGGGAGAAGACGAGGCCAAGAGGAACAGCCUCAUGUUUGUCGAGACGAGUGCCAAGCUUGGACAUAAUGUCAAGAACCUCUUCAAGAGGAUAGCACAGGCGCUGCCUGGUAUGGAAGGGUCUGAUGCUGCAGCCCAAGCUUCUAGCCAAAUGAUUGAUGUCAAGACGAGCCAGAGCCAGACUGCUCAGGAGGGAUGUGCCUGUUAG